AUGGCCGAUAGCGCAUAUCCAUACGACACUGGUCUAGUGCGCGAGCUUCUAAAGAAUAAGCGCAAGUCCCGCGGCAUCCGAUCCUGUUUCCCCUGUCGACAUCGCAAGGUCCGCUGCGACGGCCAGGUUCCUUGCUCCAGCUGUGUCAAACGCAGCCAUCCUGAACUUUGUCGUGUGCCGACAUCUUCUGAGACUGGGAACGAGGAUUGUCUUCCCUCCGCCCCUGCCGACGUUCCUCAGGGACCAUCUCAGAACUAUAAUUCGACGAACCUCGAAAAUGACACUUUGUCGGCUAACCCAGGUGACGCAACAGCGGCCAUGAUCUCCCGCUUGGAGGCCAUUGAGGAACAAAUCGCCUCGCUCAAAGCUGAUCUUCUGGCUACGGCGGCGGCGACAACAACCACGCCUGCCUCGCAGCCCAGCCCGCGGACUGGCAGCGUUGUCCGACUACCUGGCAUGCGUGUUCGACCUGCUAGCAAAUCACCUGGCCGGUACGUUGUCGAAGAUGCUACAGGUGCAACGAUCUACCUCGGUCGACACGCGGACGCACCACUGGCGCUGGGUUGCCGCCAGACCACGAUAUCGGCGAUGACGGGAGAUCUUUCUCUGCAGGAUGUCCUGAUCAAUCAAUGCAUGCCGCGAGCAUACCCUUUUAUAAACCUCUGGGGUGCAGAGGCCACCCUGAGCGAUGUGUGCCAAACGCUGCCUGAGGAUUCGGACGUGAUCCGCUACUGGCAGGCGUACCAGACCAAAGCGUACCCGUUUUACCCAGCGCUGGCGGCAAUUGAUGAGUUUGCACAGGCGUUGUUCGCUUUCUUGGACCAGCGGAUGCUGGCACACGAGGCGAUGAUGCCGCCGGAGGAGCCGAGCUCUUCUUGGAUGGCGCUGCUGUUUGCUGUUCUUGCAUGUGGGGUCCAGUUCUCGGAUGAUCCCAUCCAGGAGCGCGAUUUGCGGUCCAAAGUGCUUGUUUGCUCGUCAUUUCAAUGUCUGCGUAUGUCCAACUUCUUUUACCAGACUAAUACAGACCAAAUUCAGGCCAUGGCCUUGAUUGGGCACUGUCUGCGAAACAAUCUGGAUACCAACAGCGCGUGGAUCCUCAUGGGCGCGACUAUACGACUAGCGCAAAGUAUCGGGCUUCAUGAAGCGUCUCCAUCUUUGCCGGAGGCAGAGCAGUUUGAGCGAAGCAGAUUAUGGUGGAUGCUCAUCUGGCAAGACACGUUCCUCUCUUUCACAUACGAUCGUCCUUUGGGAACAAUAGCGAUGAACUGUUCAAUCCCAUACAAACAUGACACGGAUGGUCUAAGCUUCCAGGAGUGUGUCUUCGCUAUUUGCCAUCAGAUCAUCGAAGAAGCGCGCCAAGAAACCACAGAUGGCCCGCAGGACCCCUUAGAGAGCAUGCGCGAAUCCAAACGCCAGCUCGAUGGCAUCCGCGAUGCCGCCGCCCCUUUCCUUGUCGACAAGCGUCGAUGCGUCUCGCUGCAGGACCAUCUCGAGCGACUGGCGCUUGAUAUUCAUCUCGGGUAUGUGACCUGCCGAAUUAACCGUGUAUACCUGGAUGGCCACACUGGCGCGCCCUUUCCAGCCGCCGUAGCCGUGGACUGCGUGCAGCGCGCGAUGCAAGCUAUUGAGAGCUUUCUCGAUCUCCACCGAUACUCAGCCAGCGUGUGCCGCUCCUGGGCCUUUGUUCACAACGCGGUAAGCUGCGCCAUCACGCUCAAAAGCCUCAACCAUGCGCCAGUCGAUGAGCGGCGCAAGUCGGAUCUCCUUGUGCAGCGACUGAUAGCUGUGCUCGAAAAGGAGGAGAAAGAAUCCGAGUGGUGCGACGACGACACCAAUGUGCGCUACUUCGGGCCGUACUCCCGGGCUCUUAAAGCCCUGCGCGAGAUUUGCCACAGUGCCGGCUGA
Molecule: messenger RNA, 1905 nt
Organism: Aspergillus neoniger CBS 115656
Lineage: Eukaryota; Fungi; Ascomycota; Eurotiomycetes; Eurotiales; Aspergillaceae
Product: Zn(II)2Cys6 transcription factor
Exons: 6
Coding region: 1-1905 (634 amino acids)
Biological process (GO): regulation of DNA-templated transcription; DNA-templated transcription
Molecular function (GO): DNA binding; DNA-binding transcription factor activity, RNA polymerase II-specific; carboxy-lyase activity
Source: RefSeq, a predicted model, not a curated record